AAAUCCUUCAAAUUUUUAAUGGGGUUCUUUUUUUUUUUUUUUUAAUUGUUUUGGGUUUUUGUAUUUUUUCAUGAAAGAAUAAGCAAGCAGUAACAUAGGAAAUAGAGAUGAGAAGAAGAAGAAGAACCCAGCUGUUCCUUUUCUCAAAGCUCUCUUCCUCACUUAAACCUCCCCAAAAAAACACAAAAAUCUAAUUAAACAUCAAAAUUUUUUCUUCACUUUGGAAGCUACUUCUCAAAGACCCUUUUUUUUUUCAAGUAGAUCUGUACGGACCUCUCCUUUUUAUUGGUUUCUUACAACGGAGAUGGAUUCUUAAACCGGUUGAUUCUAAUGGGUGCUGUUUCUAAAUCUCAGUUGGAUUCCUAUCAAAUGAAAGCAUGUGCACUGGAUUGGAGCGGUUAAAGCACACACCGUCUCCAACAACAUCUAAUAUUUCUUUUGAAAAUAGAAGAAAUCCUAGCGUAGAUAUGAAUCACUUGACUGUAGAGACUGAAGAUACUUUUGCUAGCUUGCUUGUGCUUGCUGCUAAUAAUGAUUUUGAGGGCUUUAAAGGAUCCAUUGAGCGUGAUCCUUCUGGUGUUGAUGAGGUUGGGCUGUGGUAUGGUCGUCAGAAGGGCUCGAAGCAGAUGGUUAAUGAGGAGAGAACCCCUUUGAUGGUUGCUGCUACGUAUGGGAGCAUCGAUGUUAUUAAACUGAUCCUUUCUUUGUCGGAUGCUGAUGUUAAUCGCGUGUGUGGCCAUGACAAAAGCACUGCCCUUCAUUGUGCUGCCUCAGGUGGGGCUGUGAAUGCUAUUGAUGUUGUGAAGCUGCUUUUAGCAGCUGGUGCUGAUGCAAAUAUGGCUGAUGCCAAUGGUCAUCAUCCCGUUGAUGUUAUUGUUGUUCCUCCGAAGCUUCAAGCUCUAAAAUUAACUCUUGAAGAACUUCUUGCUACUGAGAGUUCUGUUAUUGAACGCAAUUUAAGGGUGUCAACAGCAGUUGCAAAUUCCAACUCCCCCCCUCUAUCAUCUUUUCUGGAAAACGGGUCACCAUCAUCUGGUUCAGAUUACCCAAUGAAGUCAAAGUCAACCGAUCCUCCUAUUUCUUAUACAUCAGAGAAGAAAGAAUACCCAAUAGAUCCAUCUCUUCCAGACAUCAAGAACAGCAUCUAUUCCACUGAUGAGUUCCGGAUGUAUUCAUUCAAGGUGCGCCCUUGUUCCCGUGCCUAUUCCCAUGAUUGGACAGAAUGUCCCUUUGUUCACCCAGGGGAGAAUGCUCGAAGAAGGGAUCCUAGGAAGUUUCAUUACAGCUGUGUUCCUUGCCCUGAUUUUCGCAAGGGGGCAUGUAGGCGUGGAGAUAUGUGUGAAUAUGCUCAUGGUGUUUUUGAAUGCUGGCUACACCCUGCUCAAUAUCGAACCCGGCUGUGCAAGGAUGGUACUAAUUGUGCAAGGAGAGUCUGCUUUUUUGCUCAUGCUGCUGAGGAACUCCGACCCCUGUUUGUCUCCACUGGUUCUGCUGUUCUAUCUCCACGGUCAAGCACUGCUGGUGCUACAGCCAUGGAUUUUGCUGCCGCCUUGAGCCUCAUGCCUGGAUCACCUUCAUCUCUAUCCGUUAUUUCUCCAUCACCAUUCACACCACCCAUGUCUCCAUCUGCGAAUGGCAUGUCUCAUUCUAAUGUUGCCUGGCCACAGCCUAAUGUUCCAGCCCUGCAUCUUCCAGGAAGCAAUCUUCAAUCUAGUCGCCUGAGAUCUUCUCUUAAUGCAAGAGACAUUCCAGCUGAAGACUUCAACUUGUUGUCGGAUUUUGAUGUGCAGCAACAACAGUUGAUAAAUGAGUUAUCUAGCGUCACUCAGCCAUCUCUGAGUUCUAAUUCUUUGAAUCGAUCUGGUCGGUUGAAGACCCUGACCCCAUCAAAUCUUGAUGAUCUCUUUUCUGCUGAGAGCUCAUCUCCGCGGUAUUCUGAUCAAUCGUUGGCUUCAGCCGUUUUCUCUCCAACCCAUAAGUCUGCUGUUCUCAAUCAAUUUCAGCAGCAGCAAACCAUGCUAUCACCUAUCAAUACAAAAUUUUCUCCUAAAAAUAUUGAGCAUCCUCUAUUGCAGGCUUCUUUAUCUGGUAGGAUGUCUCCUCGAAAUGUGGAACUUAUCUCACCAAUGAGCUCUCGAGUUUCAAUGUUAGCUCAACAUGAGAAGCAACAACAAUUUCGUAGCCUAAGCUCUAGGGAGCUUGGCUCUGGCUCUGCUGCCAUUGUCGGUUGCCCGGUAAAUUCUUGGUCAAAAUGGGGAUCCUCCAAUGGGAAGCCAGACUGGGCUGUCAAUGCAGAUGAAUUAGGCAAGCAUCGCAGGUCAUCUUCAUUUGAGCUUGGCAAUGGAGAUGAGCCUGAUUUUUCUUGGGUUCAAUCCCUUGUUAAAGAAUCUCCCACUGAGAUCAAAGAGAAAAUGGCAGCGCCUGUCUCGAGUGUUGCACCGAAUGCUUCUGCAAGUGAGGGUUCUAAUAUGAACUCUCAAAUUGAUCCAGUUGAUCAUGCUAUGUUGGGAGCAUGGCUUGAGCAAAUGCAGCUUGAUCAGCUUGUGGCUCAGCAGAACUGAAACCAGUUUGACUGAGCCCUGAGGUAGAGACAACAAAAAGGUUUUGGUAAAUAACAUUUGUAUUUUUUGGGAUUUUGUUGAUGAAUAUGGAAGGAAGGUAAACAGGAACACAAGGUGCAGGCAAGAAAGAAGGUCAGUUGACAAGGGAAAUUCAUUUUUCACCAUUUAUUAUUACAACAAAAACAGUUAGAAAAGGGUUGAGAUAACCUCUGGGUUAUGUUUAAAGAAAUUACGCCCAGGCUAGGUGUUUUUUCUUGCAAUAUUUCGAAAUUAGAUUUCUAUUUUGUUCGGCCUUUUUUCUUAUGAUGAGCUGCUUUGUUCAUGACAAUGAAACCAAAAUAUUAUGUUUCCUGAUAUCCUUUUACUGUUACAUUCAUUAUCACCUUUGUGAGAAAUCAAAUGAAGAUGGAUCAUGAAGUUCUUCUGAUCUCAACUCUCAAGAGUUUGAUGGUUUUAUCAGGUUUUGGUCAAAAUUCUUUGGAGAGACUAUAAGACAGGAAAAUUUGUUUCUUCUGAUGUAGUAUUGGAAUCAAUAAUCUGUUGGUGCCUGUAAUGUGGACGAACAGGGUUGGAGAAAACUAUGAUCCUUUGAUGAUGAUGAUGAUGAUGAUGAUGUAAAAUUCAACUAUAGUUUAUUGCUUAUUACUAUUCCAAAUACCUUAAUUUUAUUGUUAGUUUGUUACCAUAUGCUUAUCUAUUUGUCUUUUAUUUCA
Durio zibethinus is the source of this 3274-nucleotide messenger RNA. The record is from RefSeq and is a predicted model, not a curated record. NCBI's taxonomy places the organism in Eukaryota, Viridiplantae, Streptophyta, Magnoliopsida, Malvales, Malvaceae.